This is a messenger RNA of Erythranthe guttata (spotted monkey flower), 929 nucleotides long. The record is from RefSeq and is a predicted model, not a curated record. Lineage: Eukaryota; Viridiplantae; Streptophyta; Magnoliopsida; Lamiales; Phrymaceae.
UCAUCCUCAGGGGUAUUCCGGACAUUUUGUAUGUAGGGGCAGACUUGUAUUUUCCAUGGAAUAAAAGGCUUGUCUUCAGAUCUGGGCCCAUGGGCCGUAGAUGCUGGACCCGACCCGACUGAACCCCGGAUACAAAAGCCCAUCAAUAACAAAAACAAAUAAAUAUCCGUACAGUUUAAUUAAUUCAAAUAUAAUAACCAACUUAAAAUUGAGAAAUAAAUUAAAUCCCAAUUCGAAACCCUCCCUCCUCCUCUCGCAUCGCCACCGAGUAUGAGUUCUCCGGCGCCCUCAACCAAAUCCCCUCCGCCGCCAGCGACGGCGCGGCCGCAUAUCGAUAUCAGUGAUAUCAUGGUUAGGAGAUGUGUACAUAUGAAUGUCAGCAUGCUGAGGUAUGCCAUGGAAUUGGCUCACCAGGUCACAAGAUUGUACAAUUCAGAUGGUGAAAUUGCCGCACAAAUGCAGGCUCAAUUCGAACGUGUAUUUGGUCAAUACUGGCACUGCAUUGUGAACCAAGAAACCACGCCCGAUUCGCCGCAAUGGUGCGGUGCCAUGUAUGUGCAGCUCGAAGUCGGCCCCACGCGUAUUACAUUGUACAAAAUCAGUGCCACUGCCUAGAUAUGACAUCGUGUUCGAACAUAUUCAAUUUUAUAGUAAUUGCUAACUUUUAGUUUCGUUAUGUGAUCGAAUGUUGUCCUCGAUCGAUUUUUUCGUUGCUAAUUUGGGAAUUUUUUGGAGUAUAUACGAGUUUUAACAUGGGAACAAUUUUUUUGUGUUAAUGUUGUUCACUUGUGUAUUCUACUCUAUCCUCAAACCUAUUGAUUUUGUACUACUUCGUAACUUUUAGUUUCAUUACGUGAUGUUGUCCUUAAUCGAGAUUCUCGUUACUAAAGUGGGAUUUUUUUAGAGACUCUACGAGUUUAAAACUGUGA